UAGGUACAAUACUGGUGUACCUUCUCUGGCCUUCCCAAAUUGUCCGCUGGCUUUUCCACUCCCGUCUUUUUUUCUUCUUCACAAAAUCACAACCCUCUAACAAUGGCGAUUCAAAGGCUUUUAUCACUAUUCUUUCUACUAAUCUCAUCUCUGCCCCUUUUAGCACAAUCGCGCAGUGAUACGAACCACGUGUACUCACCCUGCGCUGAUGCAAAGGUGCAGAAAUCAGAUGGGUUUAGUUUUGGGAUUGCAUUUAGUUCAAGAACAUCAUUUUUCCUCAACAGUUCAGUUCAGUUGUCUCCUUGCGAUAAAAGGCUCUCUCUUUCGUCAGCAAAUUCUCAGCUUGCUGUGUUCAGACCUAGAGUGGAUGAGAUCUCUCUCCUUACUAUCAACACUACCAACUUUUUCCCUGAUUCUUAUGGAGGCUACAUGGUUGCAUUUGCUGGUCGGAAAUAUGCUGCUAGGUCUUUGCCUGCUUUUGUUGCUAAUAAUACAUUCACUGUAACAAGCUUUACUCUGGUACUUGAAUUCAAAAAGGGUAGGCUGGAAAAUUUGUAUUGGAAGAGAGAUGGCUGCUCAUCUUGCUCAGGCAACUCUAACUUUGUGUGCCUCAACGAUCAGGAUUGUGCUAUCAGGACUAACUGCAAGAAUCGAGGUGGCAAUGUUGAUUGUAGCCUUGGAAUACAACUUACAUUUUCUGGUACCGAUAAGCAUGAAUCUGUUUUCAAUUCAUGGUUUGAAGUGAAGAAUCUUCGUCAGUACUCUCUGUAUGGCCUAUAUUCCAAUCUCAGGAGUUCUCUCACAGAUCAAUACAACAAAUUCUUCUGAUUGUUUUUUAAUGUUUGUAUGUAGAGUUGUAUUUUGUAAUUUACUUGUUUGAAAGUGCCUUUUUUUUUUAACAUCCCGAGUGUUUUCUGAAUAUCUUGAUGGCUUUUGUAAUUUGUUAUAUACUUGUAUCCAUUUGUCAACGGUUCUCUUCAUAUUUUGUCUAAAGUAUGGUUGAGAUGACCUGUUAACUUCUGUUUUUAGUGUUUGGUUAAUUAAUUAUUU
This is a messenger RNA of Nicotiana tabacum (common tobacco), 1050 nucleotides long. RefSeq lists its product as uncharacterized. Gene Ontology annotation, molecular function: metal ion binding. Gene Ontology annotation, biological process: protein histidyl modification to diphthamide. Gene Ontology annotation, cellular component: cytosol. NCBI's taxonomy places the organism in Eukaryota, Viridiplantae, Streptophyta, Magnoliopsida, Solanales, Solanaceae. The record is from RefSeq and is a predicted model, not a curated record.